Penicillium samsonianum is the source of this 333-nucleotide messenger RNA. RefSeq lists its product as uncharacterized. The record is from RefSeq and is a predicted model, not a curated record. Bases 1 to 333 code for a protein of 110 amino acids. The transcript has 2 exons. Lineage: Eukaryota; Fungi; Ascomycota; Eurotiomycetes; Eurotiales; Aspergillaceae.
AUGAGUCAGCAACAGCUGCAAUACCAAGCCUUCCUUGCCGCACAGGCUCGUGGCGUUUCCACAGGCUAUCCUGGCAUGCCGGGCGCCAACUACGGCUACCCAGCUGGCUCGCCUGCUGUAGAUAACCUCCGAUCUCUGCAGCCGCAGCAGGCUUCCCAGCUGCCCGCCGGACCGGGCCAGAUGAGUCCCAACCCGAUGCUUUCCCAGAACAACUACCAACAGUUCAGCCCCGCUGUCAACCCUGCCCAGAUGUAUCAAUACCCUCCGCAAUACUACCCCCAGGCACAGCCUGUACAGGGGCAGUCGGGCGGAGGCCGACGUGGACGGCGUUGA